CUCUUCACCACACGUCUAUAUUUUCAUUCCACAAGCAUGUCGCUGGAUCAGGUACUGACGACACGCAACGUCUUCAUUGGCGGCCUGGUGCUGCGCAUAGGCAUGCUCCUCUACGGGCUCUGGCAGGACGCGCACAUGACAGUCAAAUACACUGACAUCGACUACAACGUGUUCACCGACGCUGCACGGUUUGUCCUGGAGGGCCGCAGCCCUUACAGCCGCUCGACAUACCGCUACACGCCGAUGCUUGCCUGGCUCCUAACCCCAAACAUCUGGCUGCACCACACGUUUGGCAAGUGGCUCUUUGUGCUCUGCGACUGCAUCGUUGGCGACCUGAUCAUCCGAAUUAUCCGCCGUCGUGGACUCGGCGAGCAGGCGGCAGCCAAGUACUCGGCGCUGUGGCUGCUGAAUCCGCAGGUCGCCAAUAUCUCGACGCGUGGCAGCGCCGAGUCGCUGAUCUGCGCGUCGGUCAUGGCAGCACUGUAUGCAUUCCAGUGCAAGGACGUGGCGAUGGGAUCGGUGCUGUUUGGCUUGGCUGUGCAUCUGAAAAUCUACCCGAUCAUUUAUGCGCUCCCGAUCCUGGUGUUCCUGGACAGCUCGGUGUUUGCGCCAGGCGCCCAGCGCGCCAAAUCGUGGGUUGCGCGGCUAGUUAACGCUCAGCGCGUGCAGUUCUUUGUCAGUAGCGCAUGCGUGUUCUUUGCCCUCAACAUUAUCAUGUACGCCGUGUAUGGGCGCGAAUUCGUCGACGAGACAUACCUGUACCACGUCACGCGCAAGGACCACCGGCACAACUACUCGAUGUGGUUCCUGCCAAUAUACCUGACAUUCCAGUCGCAGGCAAGCGUAGUCAUGGGUCUGCUGUCGUUCCUACCGCAGGCCAUUGUUGUCACCAUGCUUGGGUUUGCCUUUGGCCAGGACCUGUACUUUGCAGCAUUCACCCAGACGUUCGCCUUUGUCGCGUACAACAAGGUGUGCACAGCGCAGUACUUCAUGUGGUACAUUUGCUUCUUGCCCGUCGUGUGGCCGUACAACUCACAGAACCUGCUGCCCAAGAGCCUGAUCCUGGUCGCCGUGUGGUUCGGGUCGCAGGGCCUGUACCUGCAGCAGGCAUACAACCUCGAGUUUCUGGGCAAAGACACGUUCACCAUGCUGUGGGUUGCGGGCAUGGUGAUCUUUGCUGCCAACACCUGGGUUCUGCAGCAGAUCAUCGCCAACCAACGGAUCGCACCACUGUACCCAGUUUCGAGCACUGGACCUGCCCAAAAGAAGACUCAGUAAAGGCGCCAUUGGGACGUCAUAUAGAUGCAGGCGGCAGGGUUUAAAUACCAUAUAUGUGGUUCUGAAAAUAUCGAAACACGAGCAAAUAUAAAAGAAAAGCACUUGUAAGGAGAAGGAAAACGAGACAAAAAUAUAUAAGAGCGAUGAAAGGAGACGCAAGGUGAUCGCAGUAUUAGUCAAAAGCGAACGACACAUAGUCGCG
Molecule: messenger RNA, 1480 nt
Organism: Linderina pennispora
Lineage: Eukaryota; Fungi; Kickxellomycota; Kickxellomycetes; Kickxellales; Kickxellaceae
Product: GPI mannosyltransferase 1-like protein
Exons: 1
Coding region: 37-1278 (413 amino acids)
Biological process (GO): GPI anchor biosynthetic process
Cellular component (GO): membrane; glycosylphosphatidylinositol-mannosyltransferase I complex
Molecular function (GO): alpha-1,4-mannosyltransferase activity; GPI mannosyltransferase activity
Source: RefSeq, a predicted model, not a curated record